This is a messenger RNA of Sinocyclocheilus rhinocerous, 1483 nucleotides long. Its product is annotated as UPF0500 protein C1orf216 homolog. The transcript has 2 exons. Bases 74 to 1204 code for a protein of 376 amino acids. The record is from RefSeq and is a predicted model, not a curated record. Lineage: Eukaryota; Metazoa; Chordata; Actinopteri; Cypriniformes; Cyprinidae.
UGUGGUCCCUUCCCAGUUUAGGAAGUGAGUCAUAGCCCAGUGGUCCGUUGCAGUACAUGGGAAAAGAAAGCGGAUGGGAGGGAGAGAGAGGAGGAAUCAGAUUAACAUCGCUAGAGAGGGUCGGUCGGAGGAGGGGAAAACAGGGAGGACACUUUAUCUUAUUCGCGGACGAAAAACGGACAACAAACCAGCGAGUGAAUCUCAAACAAAACUGAAAAUGCUUCAGCAAGAUCGGGCCAUGAACCCUGUCCUUGGAAGUCGAGCUCUGGUUGGACCACAGUUAACUCUGCGCAUUCAUACCAACAGUCAAAAGAGAUGUGAGAAAGAUGGUAACUUUAACUUCCUGGGGCAGGAUGAUGACUCCAUGACAGGAGAUGAAAAUCGCAACCAGGUGCGUCCAAGAGCUUUGGUCCGUGAUCUGCCUCUUUCUGCCAACCAUUAUGGACCUGGACCCCUCUCCCCCUUGUCUCAUCUGCCAUGCUGGAGCUCUUUGGAGCCUCUUCCUGAGAUUGAAAGUGGAGACGAUAUGGGCGGAAGAGUGCCUCCAGAUGGCGCAGAGGAAGGCAAGUUUGAUGAAGAGAUGAGGAGAGUGACGAAUGAUGAAAAGGAGAAGGCAUUGGGAGAGAGUGAGAAAGUGGAGGACCUACUGGAUGAUGACGAAGAGGAGGAUGGAGUGAUAGACUGGGCUGACAGUGAUGAAGAGUUUGAAUUCAGCUACAGGUCCGAAAGCUCUUCCCCACUCAGCACAGAGAGUGGUGACAUUGGGGCCGUAGGGGCCCACAAUUCCAUCUGGGAUCAAAUCUGCCAUGAACGUCCAACAGCAGACAAUGGGAAUGCGACUGCGGACACCCUGAAAAACCAAAACCGUGUGGAUAAGAAGGCAGAGCGGCGUCAAGAGAGCCUGGAGGGCACUGAUGCAGUUGAAGACAGCUCGUCCGACUCCAAUAUCGACCCCUGUUCUGAGCUGCCGGACCUUAUGGAGGCUGUUUGGACGCUACAGGACCGGGAGAGGUUUAAGGCACAGGAGAUGGAGAAGCAUCAGGUCCAGCUGACCAUGUAUCGUCGCCUGGCCCUUAUUCGGUGGGUUCGCACCUUACAAAAUCGUGUCCAGGAGCAGCAAAACCGCCUCCAGUCCAGUUUCGACGUCAUUCUUACACAUAGGAAAGAGCUUCUGCGCAUGGGUGCUGCCACUGCUGCCCAAUAACAGAAACAAACUGAGAAAAGUCAUGAGACCAUCUGAUGACUAUUAUCAUGUGAAAAAGUAAUCUUUGCAUCUUUGUGCAUCUCAUUUUUGAAUCAAAUUACCUCCUGGGUCUCUGAACUAUUUUGCCCUAAUGUUCCAUAAUGGCAAACUUUUCUCACUAUCAUAAAUGUGGUUAAAAGUCCUCCAAAAAAAUCACCUUUAACUGUGUCCACACGGUUACUGAUGUUUCCGAACUCCUCCAUUCUGAUAUGUUAAAAUAAUUAUAAAGUGUCAUAUAAA